This is a messenger RNA of Toxotes jaculatrix (banded archerfish), 2064 nucleotides long. RefSeq names its product ST8 alpha-N-acetyl-neuraminide alpha-2,8-sialyltransferase 3 (gene st8sia3). The coding region runs from base 431 to 1675 and encodes 414 amino acids. Lineage: Eukaryota; Metazoa; Chordata; Actinopteri; Toxotidae. The transcript is spliced from 5 exons. Gene Ontology annotation, biological process: N-glycan processing; oligosaccharide metabolic process. Gene Ontology annotation, molecular function: alpha-N-acetylneuraminate alpha-2,8-sialyltransferase activity. The record is from RefSeq and is a predicted model, not a curated record.
UCCCUCCUCUGCUCUCCAUCCCCGGAUACAUGGACUGUCAGUGCGUCACACUCGUUCUCCCUGCGUCUUUUCUUCCGCAGCCGCGUCGCUACCUACAGCCUCGUGUUCAGGUGAUUGAAUCGGCUUCAAAAUCGCGACCUCCCGCUCUUCACCUCUGCUCCACACAUGGACUCUGCAUCACUCACGGGCUCUGUUAAAAACGUAAGGAAAUCCGCGGUUGGCGCGUCCUUUUUCGCCUGUCCGGCCUUUUGCAUGUCUGCGCUUCCGUUUGCCGCCGACGCGUCGCCGCUGCCGCGCAGCUCUCCAUUCAGUCGAUGUAACGCUAGCCUACAGUCCCGCGGCACCGCCUCUGCGUUUCCUCCUCACUUGAACUAUGAUAUCUGCGUGAAGCGCGCGUCUUCUCCGCGUCUCCGCCCUCGCUUUGCCGCUGAUGCGGUGCGCCUGGGUGUUCGCUAUCUCCUCGUCCUGGCCGGUCAGUGAUCCUCUGGUGCGGGGGGGCUGCUUCCCGCAGAGAGGCAGGAUGGUGCGGAUAGCCAGUGCGCUGGGGCUCGUCAUGUUCAGUGUGGCGCUGCUCAUCCUGUCCCUCAUCAGCUACGUGUCCAUCAAGAAGGACUUCCUGCUCAGCACCCCCAGAUACGGACCUAAUGGAGGACCCAGGAUGUACAUGUUUCACGCUGGGUUUCGCGAGAGGCCGCCUCGUAAGCCAGACCUGAGCUCCCAGCUGGCGAUGAAGUAUCUGGACCCAGCUUUCACUCCUCUGACCAAUGCUCUCAGCGAGGACCUGCAGAACUCCUCUAAAUGGAGGUACAACAGCACUGCUUUUAUACAGCAGAGGAAUGAGAUCUCUCAGUACAUCGACAUCCCCCACAACUUCACACUGACACGAGGUUCGGUCCGAAUCGGACAGCUGAUGCAUUACGACUACUCCAGCCAUAAGUACGUCUUCUCCAUCGGGGAGAACUUCCACUCGCUCCUCCCUGAGGCCUCGCCCAUCCUCAACAAACAUUACAACGUCUGUGCUGUGGUCGGCAACAGCGGCAUCCUCACCGGCUCGCGCUGCGGACCCCAGAUCGAGAAGUUCGACUUUGUCUUCCGCUGCAACUUUGCACCAACUGAGAUCUUUAAGAAGGAUGUUGGGCGGCGGACCAACAUGACAACUUUUAACCCCAGUAUCCUGGAGAAAUACUACAACAAUUUGCUGACUGUGCAGGACAGAAACAACUUCUUCCUGAGCCUGAAGAAGCUGGACGAUGCCAUCCUGUGGAUCCCGGCCUUUUUCUUCCACACGUCGGCCACGGUGACGAGGACGCUGGUCGACUUCUUCGUGGAGCAUCGAGGUCAGCUGAAGGUCCAGCUGGCCUGGCCUGGAAACAUCAUGCAGUACAUCAACAACUACUGGAAAACCAAGCAGCUUUCGCCAAAACGCCUGAGCACCGGCAUCCUGAUGUACACUCUGGCGUCAUCCAUGUGUGACCAGAUCCACCUGUAUGGCUUCUGGCCCUUUGGCUGGGACCCGAACACGGGUAAGGAGCUGCCGUACCAUUACUACGACAAGAAGGGCACCAAGUUCACCACCAAGUGGCAGGAGUCCCAUCAACUGCCCGCUGAGUUCAAACUCCUCUACAAGAUGCAUACGGAGGGAUUGCUGAAGCUCACCCUCUCCCACUGUGCUUAGGGCUAAAACUGCAGCAGGUACAGUGCUUCCUCAAACUCCUUAACGCUUCCACGGGCCUGAGUUGUCAAAGUGACAAGACAGACAUGGGCAAGAUUCAUGCGAUUUUGUCAAGAACAAAAUCUUGACUGUACGGCUGAGUUGGUGCAAUGGGUUCUUAAACUGUUUUCAGCCCAAGAUCCCUGAGCAAAAGCCCAUAAUCCUGCAAUGUUUGUACAAACCGCAGCAGCUCAUGAAACAAGAUGUAUUUAUUUUCUACUGCUCAAGAAUCUAAAGUCGAACAGAACUGCAGUUUGUUUUGGUGGCUGCAGCUGGACUUCCAGGCAAUGUUGCUCUUCAGCAGAAUAUCACAGAUUCUUAUAAUUCAGUGGUUUUUAUCACUCAUCACUCUU